This is a messenger RNA of Zootoca vivipara (common lizard), 1383 nucleotides long. NCBI's taxonomy places the organism in Eukaryota, Metazoa, Chordata, Lepidosauria, Squamata, Lacertidae. The record is from RefSeq and is a predicted model, not a curated record.
AUGGCAGACUUGAGAACUAUGAUUCUGAAUCAUGCCCUGUUUGAUACUUCGGCCAAACCAAAAGGAAGGUGUGUGGAAAGUUGCCAGCCUGGAUUCUUCAAGGUAUCUCAGGAAGGAAUGUUGCUCUGCUGCUAUGACUGUGUUCCCUGUGCGGAAGGAACCAUUGCCACUCAGGAAGAUGCAGAGCAUUGCGCCAGGUGUCCAGAAGAUCAGCAUCCAAACAAGGACAGAGAUCAAUGUUUCUACAAGAUCAUCACCUUCCUGGCUUAUACAGAACCUUUGGGGAUCUUCCUAGCUUCCUUUGCCCUAUUCUUAUCCUUAACCACAUGUGUUGUGCUAGGAAUAUUCCUUAUAUUCCAAGAAACUCCCAUAGUCAAAGCCAACAACAGGAACCUCUCCUAUAUCCUCCUCAUCUCCCUCUUGAUUUCUUUUUUGUCCUCCUUCCUCUUCAUUGGAAAGCCAAGGAAAGUGACCUGCCUUCUCCGACAAGUGGCCUUCAGCAUCAUCUUUUCAGUUGCCGUCUCGUCUGUGUUGGCAAAAACCAUCACUGUGGUGCUGGCCUUCCUGGCCACAAAGCCAGGAAACACGAUGAGGAGAUGGCUAGGGAAGAGUCUGGCCAACUCCAUUGUCAUUUCCUGUUCCAGUGUCCAAGUUGUCAUCUGCAUCAUCUGGCUGGGAAUCUCUCCACCCUUCCCAGAGUCUGACAUGCAUUCCCAGCCUAGGGAGAUCAUUCUGCAAUGUAAUGAAGGGUCUGUUGCCAUGUUUUACGGCUCCCUUAGCUACAUGGGCUUCCUGGCCUCCAUCUGCUUCACGGUGGCUUUUCUGGCCAGGAAGCUGCCUGGGGCCUUCAAUGAAGCCAAGCUGAUCACCUUCAGCAUGCUGGUCUUCUGCAGCGUUUGGGUCUCGUUUGUACCCACCUACCUGAGCACAAAGGGGAAGUACAUGGUAGCUGUACAGGUCUUCUCCAUCUUGGCCUCCAGUGCUGGGCUUUUGGGCUGCAUCUUCAUUCCCAAGUGCUACAUUAUUGUACUGAGGCCUGAUCUGAACACAAAAGAGCAUCUGACAACAAAAGCUGACUCCUAAAUUACUACAUAUUACUAAAUUUCCAGUACAACAAUGAUGAGAAAGACAUACUUCCUGGCAAAUGUAGCUUCUUGGAUUUAAAGGCAUGUUUGUGGCUCCUUUUCUGAUGGUUACUUUUCAAACCUUAAAGAAUGUUUACAUUUUGUUUUUAAUUGUGCUAUUUUAACUUGGAAAGUUGAGUGACUUCCUCUUAAAAUUUUGAGAUAUGGCUUGUUCUUCAUUGUAGAUAGAAUUAAUAUCUGUAUUUUCCUUCACAAACAUUAUGUUUAAAAUACUGAGAAAAUUGUACCCUAAUACAGU